AUGUCAGCUAAAAUCUCCUUUCUCAACCUUUCGAUAUUCAAUGGCGAAAGGCUCUCAGCCAGAAAGCUUCCCGUGGUCGUUGACUUCCAUGGCGGGGGCUUCGUACUUGGAUCUUGUCACGAACAGACCCCGUUUUGCGCCAAGCUCGCAAGAGAGCUCAGUUGCAUUGUUGUGGCCGUAGACUACUGUAUGGGACCAGCGAGCCAGCAUCCUGCAGCGUUAGAAGAUGCUGGGGAUGUUUUGAGCGCGGUCCUAGAUGCAAGGGCGCCCGGCUACACCGAGCUACGGAAAUCAGUUGCCAAAAAGAUCGAAGGGGAUAAACAACUUCGGCUGAAGCGUGAUAUCGACCUCGAUAAAUUUCGUAUCGCCAUCUCAGGCUUCAGCAGUGGCGGUAACAUAGCACUAAAUCUCCUUCUUUCGAUAUCACCACCACAGUUGAAGUCGGACUGGCCAAGUCGGUUCCCUUCAGACUUCCCCCACCCCAUACCGCUACUCCUCUUCUACCCUUCGUUCGAUUGCCGUCAGCUCCCAUCUGAGCGGACACGACCAGCUGGGCUCCCCGUUUUUAAAGGCCUCGGGGCCGACGUAAAUGACAUGCUCAUGCCAACAUACCUGCCACGAGACCAAGCAGGUCAUCCGCGUGCAUCGCCUGGUCUAGCAGAUUUAAAGGGAUUGUUGCACGACCAAGCAAGGAUGCUGCUCGUAUUACCGGAGCUUGAUUCACUGUCAGAACAUGGCGAAAUAUGGGUCAAGAAGGUGGCGGAAGCGGGAAGAGGCGAUGAGUUGAUCGUGGAGAGAUUCAAAGGCAUGAAACAUGGAUGGAUUCAGGUGCCAGAGAGUUGGCUGUCUGGGGAGGAAAAAAGGACGAGAGUGGAGAUCUUUGAUUCGGUGCUCGCAUUCACAAUGACUGCGUGGUGGAAAUAA
Letharia columbiana is the source of this 924-nucleotide messenger RNA. RefSeq lists its product as uncharacterized. Lineage: Eukaryota; Fungi; Ascomycota; Lecanoromycetes; Lecanorales; Parmeliaceae. Gene Ontology annotation, molecular function: hydrolase activity. The record is from RefSeq and is a predicted model, not a curated record. The coding region runs from base 1 to 924 and encodes 307 amino acids. The transcript has 2 exons.